UUAUUGAAGUGAAUAGAACCUCAGUUAAAAGGAGGCCUUAAAUUAGCACAUUGUCAUUAGAUGACACUACAAAUACAUGGGUAAAAGAGAUGGUGAAGCCUCAGCUUUAACAAGUCCUUUCUGAUGGAUGCGUCAGAAAAACCAAAGGAAAUGGUGACAGUGAAUCCUUCAAUGUCAGUUGGGAGCAGAAAAUGGACCAAGCCAGAUAAAGCACACGCUUUGGCUCUUCUUUUUUUGCAUGGUGAUCCAAUCAAUUGGGUAAGUACGCACAGGUAUCAUCAUCAGUUUGUUGAUACUGAAAAAGAUCCACACAGUCCAAUUCAAGGAUUCUGGGUUAGUCAUAUUAUUUGGAUUUUUGAUUCUAAUGCUUUGGCUAAUAAAGUUUGUUCAAAGUACUUGAGUAAUUUUGAAGAGAGAGAUAGAAGCAUGUCCGUGAUGAAUAGGAAGCAUGAGAGAUUGAGUAAUGUUGCUGACUUGAAGAAGCAAACAUUCUAUAUGUUUAUUCAGAAAACAUAUAUUCUUCAUCCAAUUGCUCUUUCUGUCGUACUCUAUGCUAUCGGAGGAAUUUCUUUUCUCAUAUGGGGAACGUGUGUGAGAAUUGUAAUGCUUUUACAUGUAACACUUUUGGUGAACUCAAUAUGUCAUAUAUGGGGAAAGCGACCAUGGAAUACAAAAGAUUUGUCCAGAAACAAUUGGGUGAUGGGUUUGCUAUUAUUUGGAGAAGGUUGGCAUAAUAACCACCAUGCUUUUGAGUAUUCAGCUAGGGUAGGCCUUGAAUGGUGGCAAUAUGACCCUGGUUGGUAUGUUAUCAUGUUCCUUCAAACUAUUGGAGUGGCCACUCAUGUCAAAUUACCCUCUCAAAGCCACAAGCAAAUGCUGGCUAAAGACAACCCAAAAAAUUAAUGAUAUUCUCUAAAGUAAUGUAUUUUACAUGGAAAUAUAGUUCAUGCACAAUAAACUUGUGCCUAAAUAAAUCUGUUGACUGUUGC
Messenger RNA from Momordica charantia (bitter melon), 989 nucleotides. RefSeq names its product palmitoyl-monogalactosyldiacylglycerol delta-7 desaturase, chloroplastic. Gene Ontology annotation, cellular component: endoplasmic reticulum membrane. Gene Ontology annotation, molecular function: palmitoyl-[glycerolipid] 7-desaturase activity. Lineage: Eukaryota; Viridiplantae; Streptophyta; Magnoliopsida; Cucurbitales; Cucurbitaceae. Gene Ontology annotation, biological process: very long-chain fatty acid biosynthetic process. The record is from RefSeq and is a predicted model, not a curated record.